Molecule: messenger RNA, 4601 nt
Organism: Ctenopharyngodon idella (grass carp)
Lineage: Eukaryota; Metazoa; Chordata; Actinopteri; Cypriniformes; Xenocyprididae
Gene: arl8bb
Product: ADP-ribosylation factor-like 8Bb
Exons: 7
Coding region: 90-650 (186 amino acids)
Biological process (GO): anterograde axonal transport; protein transport
Cellular component (GO): lysosomal membrane
Molecular function (GO): GTP binding; GTPase activity
Source: RefSeq, a predicted model, not a curated record
CCGCUUCCUCUUUCUCCUCGAUUCCUCCAGCAGGAACAGAAUCUGCCCUGCCUCAUCCUUACCAUCAGAGUUCAUCCAGCAGCGCAGAGAUGUUGGCCCUCUUCCACCGGCUCCUGGACUGGCUCAGGUCGCUCUUCUGGAAGGAGGAGAUGGAGCUGACGCUGGUGGGACUGCAGUACUCUGGAAAAACCACUUUUGUCAACGUGAUUGCUUCUGGUCAGUUCAAUGAAGACAUGAUUCCUACAGUCGGCUUCAACAUGAGGAAAGUCACCAAAGGCAACGUAACCAUAAAAAUUUGGGAUAUAGGCGGGCAGCCGCGGUUCAGGAGCAUGUGGGAGCGAUACUGUCGGGGCGUCAACGCUAUAGUGUACAUGGUGGAUGCUGCAGAUCGUGAUAAGGUGGAAGCCUCAAGAAACGAGCUACACAACUUGUUAGACAAACCACAGCUGCAAGGCAUUCCUGUACUUGUCCUUGGCAACAAAAGAGACAUCCCUAUUGCGCUAGACGAGAAACAACUCAUUGAAAAGAUGAACCUGUCUGCCAUUCAAGACCGAGAGAUCUGCUGCUACUCCAUUUCAUGCAAAGAGAAAGACAAUAUAGAUAUCACAUUGCAGUGGUUGAUCCAGCAUUCAAAAUCUCGGAGAAGUUGAAAUCCAAGUCCCUCUCAGCCGCAUCUGUCUGUCCAGUAGCUGCCCAUCUCAUUCAUUCUCUGUUACACACGGACUGUCAGUAAUACAUCUUCACCGGUGGGCCUCAGACUCAUCUCAACUCAUGAUUUGCUACCAUUCGGCCUGUUUUGUUGGCUAAAUGGAUUAUACUUUCACCUAAACUUCUUUUGACCAUUGACAAAGCGACAUGGUUUAGAUUUGCUUUGGAAUUUGCCUCCUUUCUCUAUGAAAAUAAGUUUUGAGGUCUGUGUUAUUGUUUUGAGGGAUCAUUUGGUCUGCUUAGCUUAAUUCUUGUAUUAUUUAAAGUAUAAUUUAAAGCUCUAAAGCAUUUUAGUCCCCCAAGUGAAGUCAAAGAGAAGUUGGAAUGAACAUUUGAGUAGCUAGUAUUGUGCAUUUAGAGCUUCAAUACGUUUUAAAUGUACACUACCAUUCAAAAGUUUGGUGGAAUUCAAGAAUUGAGUAAAGAAAAUUUUGCGGAACUUAGAAAAUUAAUACUUCAGCAAGGAUGCAUUAAAUUGAUCAAAAGUGACAGUAAAGACAUUUCAAAUAAAUGCUGUUUUAACUUUCUAUUCAUCAAAGAAUCCUGAAAAAAUGUGCCUUCUACAAAAAUAUUAAGUAGCACAACUGUUUCUAGUUAAGAAAGAGAAAUGUUUCUUAAGCACCUAAUCAGCAUAUUAGAAUGAUUUCUGAAGGAUCAUGUGACAGCGAAGACUGGAAUAAUGAUCCUAAAAAUUCAGCUUUACCAUCACCGGAAAAAAAUGUUCUAAAAUAGAAUUAUAAAAUAGAAUUAAAGUUAUUUUUAAUUGUAAUGGCAUUUCUCAUGGCAUGUUUUUACUGUAUUUUGGAUCAAAUAAAUGCAGCAAUGGUGAGACUUCUUUCAAAAACGUAAAAAAAAAUCUUCCCGACCCCAAAGCUUUUGAACGGUAGUCUACAUUCAGCUGAUGUUCUUCCAUGUGCGCGCAAAUAUUAUUUUGGCAAAUUCAAUAUUCAAAGAAAGAUAUUGGAGCCGUUUGAUUAGUUGGAUGGCUCGACAUUUACCAACAUCUGCCUUUCAGCAAAUCAGGAAGUUCUACUGGCUGAUCAUCACAUAAUUAAUAUUCAUGAGUCAAGAUGAUAAGUAUUAUAAUGUCUCUCCCCAUGUUUCAGAUCAUCUCUAUGGCUCUAUCUAAAUCUUUUCCUAUUUGAGACUCAUUACAAUAACAAAGCCCAGCUCAUUAAUAUUCAUGACCUACAGCUCAUGGACAAGCUUCACAUACUGUAGCCGUGAGCGUGAAACAUCUCAAUUCUGAAAACUGUCUUCUAAUGGGAUAAAGUGUAUUUCUGAUGAUCAUCUCGGCAUUUACAUUAAUUAGUUAAGUGCCUUCUGCAAAUACACACAUUUUUUUAAUGCCCAGCAUGGAUAUAGUGUUAUAUAUCGCCAAACAGCUAGUCUAAACUCCCUGUAGGUGCCAUUAUUACCAAUUUAGCACUGAUUAUUGUAUUAUUAUUGCAUUAAUAAUUUAAUUACUCCUCAUCAAAUGGCCAUCUUCAUUGUCUAUGCAUAUACACAUAUUAGGACGCCAAUCAUUACAUAGUUAUCUGAUUGCUACAGUGAAUACCAACCCGUUACUGGUUAACAUACAAAAUGAAUGUUUAGUUAUUUUAGGACAUGAUUCACGCACUGGAAGUGGAGGGUCGUAUGCUUAUCUUCUGGGUGAUCCUAUCCAAGCUGAAAAAAAGUAAUCAUCUUUUUCACACAGUGUCAAAUGCUAGCUGUUUUGUUUAUCUUUUGAUUUUCUUAUCAAGCCCCUAAAUGCUCUGAAUUCUUCUUCCUGUCUUCUAAAUAUUAGUUUUAUAGCUAUAACAAUAUUGUGGUUGUCUUCUGCUGUAAAAUGUUAUUAUUUAUGACUUCUUACUGACUCACUGAGUAUUAGCUGCAUGAUUCAGCGGAGUAGUUUUCCACCAACACGUUGCUUGAAGACUGAGAUGAAUAGACUUUCUGCUCUAGCUUCAGACUGUUCUUACGUCUCUAAUCACGUCUCUAAUCUACCUCAGAGGUGUCAUGAGCGACAGCGAACGUUCAGAGAGCUGUGAAUGGAAGCUUGUUUUCACCACAGAGUACAAAAUAAAAAAGGUAAUUGCAACCUUUUAUCUCACAAUUCUGACUUUUUUCUUGCAAUUGCGAGUUUGUAUACCCCAAUGCUGAAUUUUUCUCAGAAUCGUGAGAUGUAAGUGCGCAAUUGCAGGUUAUAAAGUCUGAAUUGCAAGAUAUAAACAGAAAUGUGAGAUAAAAAGCCAUGGUUACCUUUUUUUGUUUUAUGCCGUGGUAGAAACAAGCUUCCAUAGCCGUGUACCAUGAUGAGAGAGAUCUCAAGUCUGAAUACUUCAACAUAUGCAUGUGUUGUUCUAUGAAGCAAGUCUUAAGAUUUUUUGACUCUCAAAUUUAUAUCUUUAAGAUGUUUGUUUUUUUUAUAAUUAAUGAAUCUGCCUAAAAAAAUCUAUAAUUGAGAAGCUUUAGUUGUGCUGCCAUAAAAAUCCCUGAUGGGUGCAUCAAUUGCAGACUUUUUAGCAUUAGAUACAAAUACUAGUUGAUGAAUAAUUAUUAAUCACACACACACACACACACACACACACACACACACACACACACACACACACACACACACACACACACGUUUGUUUUUGUGAAUUGUGGGGACAUUCCAUAGGUGUAAUGGUUUUUAUACUGUACACACCAUAUUUUCUAUCCCCCUACACUACCCCUACCCCUAAACCAGAAAACCCAUCACAGAAAACUGCACAUUUUUACUUUCUCACAAAAACUCAUUCUGUAUGAUUUAUAAGCCUUUUGAAAAAUGGGGACAUGGGGUAAUGUCUUCAUAAGGCAUCCUCUCCUUGUAAUUCCUAUGUCAUACCCAUGUCAUUAUACAAAUUUGUGUCUUGAUAUGUCACAAAACACACACACACACACACACACACACACACACACAUAUAUAUAUGCCCAAAUAAGCUGUAAUGAUUUUCUGAGAUUUUUCUGAUUCUUUUUUGGGAGGAAUAAUUCAAAUGUGCGCUAACACUGAAGCUAGCUCAUUAAUUAAAAUUAGUUAUUUUCUUAUAUGUUUUUAGGCUUUUACAGAACAGGCAGGACUGAUUCAGAAGAAUGGACAUUUAUGGUCUUAUAAGACUGUUUAUGAUUGUUCAAGAUUGAAUGUUGUUGAACCUGUUUAUGCAACAAGUUUUCUUUCAGUAUUUUUUUAAAAAUUUAUUUAUUUUUUCUCUUUUCAAAUCAGCAGUGUGAUUACGUUUUAAUUCUUAAAGUAGAUAUUAAUGAUUGCUGAGACAUUCCUGCAGCCUUGUAAUGGAGAUGAACGGAGGGCACGCUUUUACGGUUCACCUCUCUCUCUUCCUUCUUCAUUCAUUCAUUCAUUCAUUCAGACAGACAUGAUGUGUGCUGUCGGUUCCCAAAGCAGCAGGUCUGUGGGCAAAGCUUGUUUAUCUCUGUGCAGCCUUUAAACACUAUACAGGAUGGUGUCUUCUCUUCUUAGUGUGACUAUCAUCCAUACAUAAAAAAUCAAUGGAUCUGUUGCCGACUUUGUAUAUAAGCAAAUGUAAAACUUAUUUUGUUUUGCAGAGUGCUCUUAAUUGUGUCUCCUGCUUUAUUUUGUUUUGUGAUCACUCAAUAAUUUUUUUUAGGGUGACUGUAAGCCUGUCAAUUUUGUCAUUUUGUACUGUUACAUUUGAUGAGACAGUUGAGAAUUAUUUGUUUGGCUUUUGAUGUUCUAAAGUGAUGUAAUCAGCAUUUAUUCUGUUUACAGACAAAAUGUAAUCAUGCAAACUCAUUCUUUACUCCACUUUCCCCUCACAUUUUUACAGCAGUUGUAAAGUCAUUAAAGCUUAAAUAACACAAAUGGAAGUAUUGUAAUUGAGUAAAUGCUGAACAAGUCUAAACAAAAA